CUUUCUCUCCUUUUACUACUCUUCCAUUGCUUGUCUUACAUAUUUGUUCUUUUUUCUCCAGCUCUUGAGAUUGAGGAUUAGAGGCCAUUUCAAAUGCUGUAGCUACGAUUAGAGCCACCGCCACCGACAAGAAAAGUCCAAGAGAGGCUAUUGAAUUUGUUUUACAGCUAUUAAAGGACAAGAUUGAUGAUGAAGAGUAGAAAAAUUGAUUCUUUUUUCAAGAGGAAAGAAAGAGAUGAAGAAAAUAAUGCUUCUAUAUCAGAACCUCAAACAGUUUUAGAGAAUCCAAGAAUUGAAGAAAAUGUGAAUAGAGUUUACCCGGAUCCGGAUGACAUUGAGAAUUCUUUAGAACGUGAUCCUGGAAAACGUCCUUCAAUGUGGGAAUAUCCACUAAACCAAAUGGAUGAAAUACGGAGAGCUUAUUUGAAAUGGGGUCCAUAUCAAAUUCAAUUAGAGCAAUAUCCAUUGUCUGGUAAAGAAGACCAUAAAAGAAGAUUUCAAUAUGCUUGGUUUAGCAUUUUUCCUUCAUGGUUAGAAUAUUCACCUUCAGAAGAUGCGUCUUAUUGUUUACCAUGCUAUCUUUUUAGCAAAAGACCAAGUGGUCGUCCGGGUUCAGAUGUCUUCAUUUCUACAGGUUUUAGAAGUUGGAAGAAAGUUAGAAAUGGAAAGAAUUGUGCCUUUCUUAAACACAUAGGGAUGGAUCCUUGUUCACCACACAACAAUGCUAUGAAAGCUUGUCAAGACUUGUUGAAUCAAGAUGGGCACAUUAGGAACAUUGUUCAAGCUCAAAGUUUGAUUGACAUUAAGAAGAAUCGAUUACGUCUCAAGACUUCAAUUGACUCAGUUCGUUGGUUAACUUUUCAAGCUUGUGCUUUUAGAGGUCAUGAUGAAAGUAAAGAAUCAUUAAACCAAGGUAAUUUUCUUCAAUUGAUAAAACUCUUGGCAUGUUACAAUGAUGAAGUUGCAAAAGUUGUGUUAGAAAAUGCUCCAUCUAAUAGCAAGUAUACUUCACAUCACAUUCAAAAAGAGAUCUUGCAUAUUCUCUCAAGUAGGGUGAAAAAGCAUAUACGUGAAGAGAUUGGUGAUUCUAAAUUCUGUAUUCUUGUAGAUGAAGCUCGUGAUGAAUCUAAAAAAGAGCAAAUGUCUCUUGUUUUAAGAUUUGUUGAUAAAGAUGGUUUCAUACAAGAGAGGUUUUUUGGUCUUGCACGUGUUCAUGACACUACAUCUUUAACUCUUAAGCAAAAAGUAUGUGAUAUACUUUCUCAACAUGACCUUGAUGUUUCUAACAUUCGUGGUCAAGGAUAUGAUGGUGCUAGCAAUAUGAGAGGAGAAUGGAACGGUUUACAAGCAUUAUUUAUGAAGGAUUGUCCUUAUGCCUAUUAUGUUCAUUGUUUUGCUCAUCGGUUGCAACUUGCCUUAGUUACUGCAGCAAGAGAAGUUAAACCAAUUCAUCAAUUCUUUGAUAAGAUAACUCUUAUUGUGAAUGUUGUUUGUUCUUCUACAAAGCGCCAUGAUGAGUUACAAGCUUCUCAAUUAGAGGAAAUUGAACAUUUGUUAGAGAUUGGUGAGAUUGUAACUGGUAGAGGUGAAAAUCAAAUUGGUACUUUGAGACGUGCUGGGGAUACUCGUUGGGGAUCACACUACUCUUCUAUUUCUAGCUUGAUCAAUAUGUAUGAAGCAACUUGUACCGUUUCUAAAAAAUUUGCAAAGGAGGGAUCAAAUUAUGCUUCACGUGGAGAUGCUGAUAGUGCUUACAAUCACUUGAAGUCGUUUGAUUUUAUAUUCAUAUUGCAUCUGAUGAAAGAGAUCAUGAGUGUCACAAAUAUGCUCUGUCAAGCCUUACAACAACAAUCCCAGGAUGUAGUUAAUGCUAUGCAUUUGGUUUGUACAACAAAAACUCUUAUUCAAGAAUUGAGAGAAGAUGGUUGGGAUAAAUUGUUUACUUGUGUGAAGUCUUUUUGUGAAAAGCAUAAUAUUGAGAUUCCUGAUCUUGAUGAUGUUCAUUCAACAACAAGAUUUGGUCGUUCUCGUCUUGAAGAGAAUCAGGUAACCAUUGAGCAUUAUUUUAGAGUUGAAAUAUUUUUUACUACCAUUGACAAACAACUACAAGAGUUGAAUAGCAGAUUUAGUGAGCAAGCCAUUGAUUUGUUAACUCUAAGUUGUGCUUUAUCUCCCAAGGAUAACUAUAAGGCUUUUAACUUUGAUAUUAUUUGCACUCUAGUUGAAAAAUAUUAUCCUAUGGACUUUAAUGAGCAAGAGAGAAUUAAUUUGCAAUUUCAACUUCGACAUUUUAUUAUUGACGCUCGUCAAGCAACGAGUUUGAAGAAUUUAUCAACUAUUCAAGACUUGUGUUCCUCUAUGGUUGCAACUAGAAAGAAUGAAAUUUACUAUUUGAUUGAUAGAUUGGUCCGCCUUGUCAUGACUCUUCCUGUAUCUACGGCCACUACUGAAAGAUCUUUUUCGGCAAUGAAAAUUAUCAAGACAAGAUUGAGAAGUAAAAUGGAAGCUGAUUUUUUAGGAGAUAGCAUGAUGAUUCACAUUGAAAGAGAAAUUGCUGCAAACAUUGAUUCUGAGACUAUUAUUGAUGAUUUCAAGCUACUCAAAGAACGUAGAGCAUUGUUAUAAGGUAUUUUUAAGUUACACACUUUGAAAAUUUCAUGUUCAGCUUUAUGUUUAUUAUAACUUAAAUAUUUUAUAUACAUUAUGGUAUGAAUAUUUGAUCUAUAAAUUAUAAUUUAAUUUUGUG
Molecule: messenger RNA, 2746 nt
Organism: Vicia villosa (hairy vetch)
Lineage: Eukaryota; Viridiplantae; Streptophyta; Magnoliopsida; Fabales; Fabaceae
Exons: 3
Coding region: 187-2625 (812 amino acids)
Molecular function (GO): protein dimerization activity
Source: RefSeq, a predicted model, not a curated record